AUGAGCCGAAUAACGAGAUCAUCCACUAAUUUUCUGGAUUUUGUUCAACAACAACUUCCAACCAAUAACAGGAAAAUGUCAGCAAUGCCAAUUUCUAAUGACCAACCACUCAUGCCACCAAAACAAGAGGAGCCCAUCUAUUAUAAAACGGAAGAGAGACGAGAGGUCAUUCGGAUUGGAGAAACCAGAAGGAAACUUUUCAAUUCUCAUGUGAAGGAAAAGAAGCAUGCGUUGGAGCAAAUUGAAAAGAAAGUCACUGCCAAACUUUCUUCUGGUGAAUGGACGUCUUAUCACUCGAAACAGGGUCUCUACAGCUGUUGCUAUGCUUCUCAAGAUGUUAAAUGUGACUUUGCGUCGCCACCAGUGAUUACACCAAGAAGAUAUUGUUUGGUGUAA
Molecule: messenger RNA, 396 nt
Organism: Naegleria lovaniensis
Lineage: Eukaryota; Heterolobosea; Eutetramitea; Acrasida; Naegleriidae
Exons: 1
Coding region: 1-396 (131 amino acids)
Source: RefSeq, a predicted model, not a curated record